Molecule: messenger RNA, 408 nt
Organism: Pichia kudriavzevii
Lineage: Eukaryota; Fungi; Ascomycota; Pichiomycetes; Pichiales; Pichiaceae
Exons: 1
Coding region: 1-408 (135 amino acids)
Source: RefSeq, a predicted model, not a curated record
AUGGAAAAGACAACAAUUGACAUCAAAAGCUCCAGAUCUGAGAGAACAACAUUGUGUUUAGACAUGGGGCUACCGCUGAGACUACUGACGUUGUUUGUGAGACGGCUCACUUGGCCUGUCUCAGUUGGGAUUGCAGCAGUUGCUCGACGGGACGCUCAUUUCAGGAAUAUGUGUCUCAAGGCAGCACAAGUUGAUGACAGAGUCCGCUUUAGACACAAGGACGAUGUCCACCAUGGUGCUGCUCUAAUCAGCGAGUUUCUACUCUAUGUUAUAGUUACGGUGUUUAUGGCUGUUGAGAGUCUUCGCAACAGACAACAGCGUGAGGAAAUGAAGUACAGGAUACAACGUUUAGAAGAACUGAUCUAUAAAGGGAGCAACGACAGCAGAGACUCGUUGCUCAAGAGGUGA